Thecamonas trahens ATCC 50062 is the source of this 3496-nucleotide messenger RNA. RefSeq lists its product as uncharacterized. The record is from RefSeq and is a predicted model, not a curated record. The transcript is spliced from 2 exons. The coding region runs from base 1 to 3480 and encodes 1159 amino acids. Lineage: Eukaryota; Apusomonadida; Apusomonadidae.
AUGGCGAUGCUUCUGGCAGAGCUGGUGGAGACUGUGGAAGCGCGGACGAGGGACAUUUCCGCCGAGGAGAGGCUGCUGGCCAGAGAAAGGUCCGAUGCCGAGCGUGAGGGUGAGCUGCUUGAUGACGAGCGGUCGCGACUGGAGCGCGAGUGGAAGCGGAUCGAAGAGGAGGAGCGCGCAGUGGCUGAGCGCGAUGCGUCAGUCGCAGGCAUGGUGGCCGAGCGAGGAGCGCUAGCGGCAUCAGAAAAGGCCGCCACCGAGCCGGACUCGGAGGAGCUGGCAGUCAUUCGCGAGCAGAUUGCGGAACUCGACAGUGAGAUUGCCCGCCAGCAGACCAAUCUUGCCACUCUUGUUGCUCGUCUCGACGAGGUCCGCGCUGCGUAUAAGCGCGACCUCGGCAAGCUCGAGCGCGACGAAACGGUGGCCGCCGAAGUUGAAGCCGGCUUUGCAGAGUCUGAGGCCAAGAUUGCUUUUCUCCGCUCGCUCAACGACCGCGACCGUGCCGAGAUCAUGCGUCUGGAGGCGCUGUUGCCCAACUGGCGCGAGGUGCUUGCCGAGUUGCAAGUGAGCAACGCAACGAGCCAGUCGCCGUGGCACAGUCCGGUGCCGCGAGCCUCGCCGGCACGGGCCCCAACGGUGCAAGUUGCACCGGCUGAGGUUGUGCAUGCCACGACUACGCCUGCGCCCGUGCCUGCGCCCGCGCUGACUUCUGAUCCGAGCGCCGCCAUCCUCUCUGCGCAAGAGGUGAUGGCCCGGAUCAAGAACCGGCUGGCGGGUCGAGGCGGGGCGCAAGUCGAUGCCCAUGACGAGAGUGGCCUCGCCGAACUGUCCGCGUUUGGCGGUGAUCGCAACGGGUCGAUGGCAACGAUUUCGACGGUGUCGCGUGCGCCGUCGGCGGGCGUGGACGAGUCGCGGGGCGAUUGGCCGUCGUAUGCGGCGUCGUUCAUGCGCGGUCCGCGGUCGCCGGAACAGGGCUCGUCGCAGGCAAAGCCAGGCUCGCCGCUCCGCUCGCGGCUGAUGGCCGAGCUGGACGAGCUGGAGGCAUCGAUCACCCACGAGGCAUCGCUUCUGGCGGGUGUGUCACGGACAAGCCGGAUGAAGCCUCUGCUCCUGAACCGGCCGCGGCGAUCGCGGCGGGAGAGUGGGACUGGCUCGCCGCCGCGCUCGCCGUCGGCCAUGCGCCGCCGUGGCAGUGCCUCGGGCUCGCCACCGCGCUCGCCGUCGGCCAUGCGCCGCCGUGGCAGUGCCUCGGGCUCGCCACCACGCUCGCCGUCGGGCCGAAUUGUCGAUCGGAGCCGGCUUGUCCGGCGCGAGGUCUUCACGCCGCCGCGGCGUGCCAACCAGAGCGGCAUUGGCGCGCUGGCGUCGCUCAACGUGUCAGAGCGGAGCAAGGUGGUGACAACCGCAGCCGGUGAUGAGAUUCAAACGCUGGUUUCGCCGGGCGCCAAGCGCAAGGGCGCUGGAACUCAGUCACAGCUGUCCUACAUGCCGUCGCCGGGGCGCGGAGCACCGACGGCGUUGGCGUAUGAUGCCCUGCUCGAACCUGCCACGCUCAACGAGCCGAUGUGGCACUCGCCGGUGGCGCGGCCCAACGGGCCGGCGCCGGGCGUGUUGUACUCGAGAACGAAAAAGCAACUGGCGAUGCUUGACGAGCUCGAUGUUGACGCAGUGUACAAGCGGCAGCUGGCGCACGAGCGCGAGCUGCGGGCGGCCCACCGGGCUCAGCUUGCCACCGUGGCGCAGCAGCGAGUUGAUGCAGAUGUGGCGUAUAUUCGCGCGGCAGUGGCGACUGGCGGCGAGGUGCCUGCGAUCAUUGACCGACGGCGAGCGGCACACGCGCGGUCGUUCUCGACUACGCGGGUGGAUGCGUCGUCGCUCGAUCUCGCCUUGUCGCCGGUGGCGAGCGCGAAGCACUCGCGUGCGCUUGGUGUCGGUCGCCCGUGGGACGAGAGUGAGCUUCCUGCGUCGCUGGCGGUGGCCGAGUGGGAGCGCGACCAGAAAGCGCUCAUCGAUGCGGCAACCGCCACUCUAGUGCGGCAGCUGGAGGCCGAGACUGAGACCACAGUCUCGCUUGCCAAGCAUGAGGCGAUUGGCGCCGAGGCGCGUGCGAUGGAGGCCCGGGCCGAAGAGCUCCAGACGUUGGCGGAGCUUUCGCUUGAGAGUCAGCUGGCGUAUGUGGAGGUAGAGGUGGAGCGGGCGGAUGCGCUGCUUCUCGACGUGGCCGGCGACGCGGUGCUACUGCAAGAGCCGUCGACGGCAGCGCGUGUGGCACGAGCGGCGCGGCGGCGGCUGCGGGGUCAUGCUGGGCUGAGCGUGGCGUCGGCCGAAGAUGCGGCCGAGGACGACGAUGACGACGAUGUGACCGACAUCACUGCGCUAGUUGCGGCUGCGCGGCAUCGACUCGAGUCGCGGCGGGCGUGGCUGUGGCGGCGGCGGCUGGUGGUAUUGCUCCAGCUGGGAGCGGCGGCGGCAGAGCGCGAGUACGCGGCCGGUGGGAUGGUGGCGCCUGGCUCGCGGUCUGCGGCGUCGUACCGUGAGCAGGUUGCGGCCGAGCUGGCUGAGGCGCAGGUGAGUCUUGACGCCGAUUUUGCCGAGCUUGCCAGUGACGGGGAAGCAGGGCGGCUGCCGCUGUCGCCGAUGCCGCUUGUGGCGACGGCGACGGGGCGCGUCGUGCCGACGCACAAGGACGAGGCUUCGCUCGAUGCCGGAGUGGCGCCGCCUGUGCCGGCGUGGCGCACGAGCGACGUCGACGAUCACGGUGAUGGUGAUGGCGACGGUGAUCGGGUGCGCAAGCGGGUCCGCAAGCGGAUCCGCAAAAGGCCGCGGCCUGUCCUUGGCCUCAUGCACGACCCCAAGUCGACGGGUGCCGAGUCGAUGGUGGUGCGGUCUCGCGACGACGCGAGCGGCGAGUACGUGCAGACGCUGACCAAGCGCAAGCCGAACGAUCCAGACGGGGUUGUCUGCCUCCGGCUGGGAAAGUCGCGGACGUUGCGGCUGGUGCUGGGCCUGCGCAACCCGUCCGAGGCCGGCCCGCUGCUGAGGAGCCUCGACAAGCUCAGUGUGUCUGUCCCGGGUUCCGGCGAUGUCGAGCUGGAGGUGCUGCAGAAGACGGUGCGGGCCGACGGGACCGAGCUUGUGGCCACCAUUAAGUGGCCGGAGCCGCUGGAUGCCGGGCUCGGGUGGCACAAGCCAUGCGAGGCCGGCGAACGGCGGCCGAUUGAUGUCGACGCGCUGGUCUCACUCAACGACGCGGCACGGAGCCAGGUCCGGGUCUCGAUGUCGCUGGUGUGCAAGUUGUACGGCGCGGCAUCCAAGGUGCAAAAGAGCAAGUCACGGCUCGCCGAGGGACCGAUGAUUGCCUUUGAGCGAGUCAUCCGUGUUGCCCCGCGGGUCGGUGUGUACAUUGUGGACAUGGGCUUUGACGUGGAUGGGGCACUGGUGGUGGCGCGACUCGCAACUCGCGAGAAGCGGCACAAGUAAAGAAGACGCGGAGCUG